CAAAUAGCCAACCAAGCAAUAAGCAAAAGGUUUAUUAUUUUGAUCAUUCAAAUUAAACCAUUUAUUUAUUUCCUGUUUUUCGAUCUUUUAAUUUGUUCAGAUUUAAUUUAAUUUACCCCUAACAAGUUAAAGUUGUACCAUGGGACGUUGGGUGAAACCUGAGGUCUUCCCUCUUUUGGCUCCAAUCACAUUUGUGGUUGGCUUGUGUGGUUUCCAACUAGCUCGAAACUUGUUGACCAAUCCUGAAGUCAGGGUGAAUAAAGCUCACCGGACGACGGCGGUGCUGGAGAACCAAAAGGAGGGGGAGAAGUACGCAGAGCACAGCUUCCGCCAAUUUCUCCGGACUCGCCGCCCGGAAUGUUCAUCAUCAUCAUCAUCAUCAGAUGAAGGGUGUGGAGAAGGGCUGUAUUGCUUGUCAUGCACUGUUGGGUUGUCUGGGCGUCGAUGUGUCCGGUCCUCAGCCACUCAUAUCUUCAACCUACUCAAUAAUUCUCUACCGUUCAACAAAUAUGCGUUCUUGACAACCCAUAACGCAUUCUCCAUUAAUGGCGACCCCCCUUCACACACCGGAGUUCCCAAUAUUGUCCCUAGAAAUCAAGAAGACGACGUCGCUCACCAGCUCAAUAAUGGAGUACGUGGGUUAAUGCUUGACGUGUACGACUAUAAAGGAGAUGUUUGGUUGUGCCAUUCCUUUGGUGGCCACUGCCAUGACUACACUGCUUUUGGGCCAGCAUUAGACACACUGAAGCAAAUAGAAGCCUUCUUAUCAGCAAAUCCGUCGGAAAUAAUCACAAUAAUAUUGGAGGAUUACGUGAGGGCCCCCAGUGGGCUGACCAAGGUUUUCACCGACGCCGGCCUGAUGAAGUACUGGUUCCCGGUGUCAAGUAUGCCCAGAGGCGGCGGCGAUUGGCCGCCGGUGAGGGACAUGGUGGCUAAAAACCACCGCCUACUCGUCUUCACUUCUGUCAGGGCUAAGGAACAGAGUGAGGGGAUUGCUUACCAAUGGAACUACAUGGUCGAAAACCAAUACGGAGAUGGGGGAAUGAAGAGCGGAGAGUGCCCGAGCCGGGGCGAGUCAUCCCCUCUAAACGACACCACUAAAUCACUGGUUCUGAUGAACUUCUUUGGGUCGGCCCCUUUUGAGCCCGCCGCUUGCCUACAAAACUCAGGCCCACUAAUGGACAUGUUGGACACAUGCCAUGCUGCUGCUGCCAAUCGUUGGCCCAAUUUCUUGGCUGUUGAUUUUUAUAAGAGGAGUGAAGGAGGAGGAGCAUUCCAAGCAGUGGACAAGCUAAAUGGGGAGCUAUUGUGUGGGAAAGAUGAUGUCAACUCUUGUGUUAGACUCUGAUUUUUUGCUUUUUCUUUUCCACUGUUGCCCCCCUAGACCUUUUUUUUGUUAUUAAGAAUAAAAAAUGUCUUAAGUAUUUUAGAAGGAAUAUGGAUUUAAAGCUUGGGCCAAUAUUUUGAGUAUUUAGAGUUAGGGCUUGAGUCCAAUAGUUUAUAUUUAAUAGAGCCCAAAUGCAAUGUAAAAUGAAUGAAGUGGGUGAGACUUA
This is a messenger RNA of Cuscuta campestris, 1553 nucleotides long. Lineage: Eukaryota; Viridiplantae; Streptophyta; Magnoliopsida; Solanales; Convolvulaceae. The record is from the annotation of a GenBank genome assembly.